ACAACCGCUGCUGCAGUCGUCGCGUCGCCACUGCCGCCGCCCGCGCAGUCCGACGCCCAGCCGGUAGCGUCCCGACAGCCGCCGUCUCCGUCCGCUCGGAAUCAAGUAACGUACACGGCAAUAAUAAAUAAUAAUAACUAUGAUAGUGUGAUAGUGUUGCCUAUUUAUACAACUGACACGGUCCAUGGUCUGGUACGAUAACUGCAAACGCACUUAACAUAGAAAUCAUAAUCAAAAUAGAAAAAAUUUCGAACUACUAAAAAUGAUGAAAAUAAUUCAUUAAAUUAUCUACGUAAAUAAUUUAAUAAGAUUGGAAUCAAUUAAUGUAAAAUAUUUAUAUAUAUAGUUGUAGAAUGUCGGAAAGCGAGAGAAAGAAGAGAUCACAAUGUAUAGAUGUUUGGGAAGAAGCAGGCUCGGAAUUUUACCAAGAAAGCUAUCCGGGCAUGGAAGCAGAUUUAGAGGCAUUCCAAAAAAAUCCAAAUAAGCUUUCAACUUUAUUACCUAGUAAUAAAACAAGAACAGCUAGGAAAAAAAUCAAUAAUGGAACUGUGUGCUAUCAAGCAACAGCUACAUUAAAACCGGUAGAAUAUGGAACACUAUGUCAAAACACUAUGGGUUGUAAUAAUGAAAUUCAAAUAUCACUAAUGCCCGAUUUGUCAGAGAAUUUAUCUAAUGAGGAACUUGUGUGGGAAGAAAUUAUGAAAAUCAAAACUAUGCCAAUUAGCAUGGCACACAAGAAAGAAUUAAAAGCAAAACUAAAAAGUGCAGAUGCUUUUAGACUUCAAGGUUUCCAGCAGCUCAAGUGGCAAAAGCGAAAAAUUUGUAAUUGUUUGAAAAUCAAGUGGUUAGAGUUUUAUAAUAAAUUCAAUUUGUGGAGUUCGAGUUUUAAAAAAAUCGAAGGUCACUGUGGUGCAGGUGUAGUGGAAUUCUUUCUUUUUAUAAAAUUGUUAAUUUUUUUAAAUGCUUUUACUAUGGUUGUGGUUUUAAUUAUAUUGAUAUUUCCUUCAGUUUAUUGGGUAGAAUUAAAAGAAGGAAUCGCACCAGACCUCUGGAAUGAAUGUGGUUCGAGUAAUGAGAGUGCCUCAAUUGAAUGCUGUAGUGCUAUUUACGAGAACACUACUAGGAUAGUAAGACCUCGAGUAAACAUGCAUUACAUUAUGGAUAUUAUUCAAGGUACGGGUUGGGUUGAAACGACGCCUAUGUAUUAUAGUUAUUAUCCAAAUCAGCAGUUUAAUGUUGGCAAAUUAUUCACUUAUCAUGUACCGUUAGCAUAUAUCGUUUCUACCAUUAGUUAUUUUAUUUUAUUUUUUUUGAUCAUUGUUAGGAAAUCAAUUAAAGGAUUUAAACAAAGAAUGGUAGAAACUCAAGUACAAUAUUAUUUGUACUCAAACAGUAUUUUCAUUGGCUGGGACUUUUGUAUUAACAAUAAAAUAUCGGCCAUACUAAAGCAAAAGGCAAUAUUCAAUGAGUUGCGUUCGUUUUUGAUCGCCGAUAGACCAAAAUUCGAGAAUAGGAAUCGUAGUAAACAAAUUAACAUUAUAAUAAUUAGGUUGCUCAUUUCAUUUUUAGUAAUUGCGCUAAUCGGAUCUGCUUGUUUCUCGGUUUAUCUGAUUUUUUAUUACUCUAUAAAGUUGUUGCAGCGAGACCAAACAUUCAUGUGGGCGUUUUUGUUGGAAUUUGCGACACCGGUAGCGAUAACAUUUUACAACAUAGUGUUGCCAAUUAUCUUUGAUGUUUUUUUAAAGUUUGAAAACCGUUCCAUGUAUCAAGAAACCCGAUUAUGUAUAUUGAGAAUAAUAUGUGUGAGAUUAUCGUUGUUGGUCGUAUUGUUGGGUUCAAUUUAUAAGUUGAUUAACUGCGUGCGGGAAAAAUCUCAGUGUGCAAGUGCAUUAUGCAGUUCUCCGCUCUGUUGGGAGACCUACGUGGGUAAGAUAAUGUAUAAGCUUCUUAUUGUUGACGUCGCAUGCAAAAUCGGAAUCACCAUUUUGAUUAGUUGUCCCCGGAGCAUACUUGUUAGGCAUUUUAAAAAUAAUUUUUUCCAAGUCAUGUGCAAGCAAGAACUUAACUUAGCGAAGCACGUUUUGGAUGUUAUUUACAUUCAAAUAAUCGUGUGGUUAGGAAGUUUCUAUGUAGCCUUGCUACCAGUUCUAGGACUGAUAUCAAUGGUGAUAAUGUUUUAUAUAAAACGAUUUUCUUGUAUCGUUAACUAUAGCCUAGCUCAAAAGGUAUACAGUCCGUCGCGAGCACAUUCAAUGAUCAUGUCCAUGUUACUCAUGUCUUACGUCCUAUGUGUCACUACGUGGUUGGCGGCCGUAUCAAAAAUAACGCCAUCUAGGUCAUGCGGUCCGUUCAAAGGACUACCGUCUGUUUGGAAGGUUUUGAUUGAUUACAUUCGCACCAUACCCUCUUGGACGGUUACUUGUUACGAAAUACUGCUUAGUGUAAACUUCGUAGUUCCGUUGAUUUUCAUACUCUCGUGCAUUGUCUAUUAUUAUCACACUGUUAUGAGAUCCAAUAAAAAAAUGAUUGUGGUUCUACGCAAGCAGCUUGUACUUGAAGGGCACGACAAACAGUUUCUGUUGAACCGGUUGAGUGCAUUUAUUAAGCAACAAGAUAGGCGUCGUAAAGCCACCGAAAAUAACGGUGAAAUCGACGUAUUGCUAUCUUGA
Rhopalosiphum maidis (corn leaf aphid) is the source of this 2669-nucleotide messenger RNA. Its product is annotated as transmembrane channel-like protein 7. Gene Ontology annotation, molecular function: mechanosensitive monoatomic ion channel activity. The transcript has 6 exons. Lineage: Eukaryota; Metazoa; Arthropoda; Insecta; Hemiptera; Aphididae. The record is from RefSeq and is a predicted model, not a curated record. Gene Ontology annotation, cellular component: plasma membrane. The coding region runs from base 354 to 2669 and encodes 771 amino acids.